AUGUCAUCCGAUCAAACAAAAACAAGUUCUCCGUCUGAUGAAUUAUUAAAAUCAAUUGAUUUAUGGUUAAAAUGGGAUCAAUGUGAAACAACACGAAAAGAAAUUGAAGAAUUAAAAAAGAAUUCAAAAUGGGAUGAUUUAGAAGUUCGUUUAUCACAUCGAAUUCAAUUUGGUACAGCUGGUCUUCGUGCUAAAAUGGGUAGUGGAUUUGCAUCAAUGAAUGAAUUAACUGUUAUUCAAGCAACACAAGUUGCAAUUGGUUUUGAUGCUCGUCAUCAAUCUCAUCAAUUUGCACGUUUAGCUGCUGCUCUUUUCGCUCAUGAAGGUAUUCAUGUUUAUUUAUUUGAUUCAAUAACAGUUCCAACACCAUUUAUUCCAUUUACUGUCAAAAAAUUACAAUGUCAAGCUGGUAUUAUGGUCACAGCAAGUCAUAAUCCAAAAGAUGAUAAUGGUUAUAAAGUUUAUUGGGAAAAUGGUGCACAAAUUAUUUCACCAUUAGAUGCACAAAUUGCACAAUCAAUUGAAGAAAAUUUAGAACCAUGGAAAAAUAAAGCUUGGAAUUUAGAUAUUUUCAAUGAUAAAACUUCGAAAUUGAUUUCUGAUCCAAUUGAAAAGAUUCGUGAUUUAUAUAUGUCAAAUUUAUCAAAAUUAUGUUUUUUUCCCGAAUUAAAUUCAUCAACACCAUUAAAAUUUGUUUAUACACCAGUUCAUGGUGUUGGUCAACCAUAUGCUGAACGUGCAUUUGCUGCAUUUCAUUUUCAACCAUUUAUUUCAGUUGAUGAACAAAAAAAUCCUGAUCCAAAUUUUUCAACAGUGAAAUAUCCAAAUCCAGAAGAAGGAAAAGAAACAUUAGAAUGUGCUAUUCGAACAGCAAAUAAACAUAAUGCUGAUUUUAUUAUUGCAACUGAUCCGGAUGCUGAUCGAUUUGCAUUAGCUGAAAGAGAUACAAGUGGUUCAUCAGAAACUGGAUGGAGAAUUUUAUCUGGUAAUCAAUUAGGAGCUUUACUUGGUUGGUGGCGUUGGUUUACUUGGAGAAAUCGAAAUCCAGAUGUUAAUGUUAAAGAUGUUUAUAUGCUUUAUUCAACUGUUUCAUCAUAUAUUUUAAAAUCGAUUGGAGAAGUUGAAGGUUUCAACACAAUUGAUACUUUAACUGGAUUUAAAUGGCUUGGAAAUCGAUCAAAUGAAUUAAUCAAUGACAAAAAACAUGCUCUCUUUGCUUUUGAAGAAGCUAUAGGAUUUAUGUGUGAUCCAGAGAAUGUUUUAGAUAAAGAUGGAAUAUCAGCAUUAGCUAUUGGAUCGGAAAUGUGUGCUUAUAUUAAAUCAAUUGAACGAACAUUAUAUGAACAAUUAGAUCAUCUUUCAUCACUCUAUGGUUAUCAUAUUAAUAAUAAUUCUUAUGUUAUUUGUAAUAAAAUUGAUGUGAUGUUGAAAAUGUUUGAUCGUUUAAGACAUUAUGAUCAAAGAAAAGAUCAACAUACAACAAAUGAAACAACAAAAAGUGAAAAGAAAGAACCAGAAAUUCUUGUUCAAUAUUCAAAUAAAAUAAAAUCACAUCUUGGUGCAAAUGAAAAAGAAUCAAAAGAUGGACGAAAUGAUGAUGAAGAUUAUGUUUAUCCAAAAUCAUGUGGAAAAUAUGGUAUAACUGGUAUUCGUGAUUUAACUGAUGGAAUUGAAGCUGAUUUUCGUGGUGAAGGAAAAGAUGAAAAACCAACAUUACCUUGUUCAUCAUCAACACAAAUGAUUACAUUUUAUUUUGAUAAUGGUUGUGAAAUAACAAUACGUGCAAGUGGAACUGAACCAAAAACUAAAUGGUAUUCAGAAAUAAGAAAAAAGAAACCAAUGAAAAAUCCAUCAGAAGAAAAUCCAAUGAUUGAUGAUGAACAAUUUCGAAAGCAAACAAAAGAUGAACUUGAUGAAUUAGUCGAACAAGUUGUUCAAGAAUUUCUACAACCAAAACAGAAUCAAUUGAUUGAAAGAGAAACAACAGCAAAAUAA
Messenger RNA from Adineta ricciae, 1995 nucleotides. The record is from the annotation of a GenBank genome assembly. NCBI's taxonomy places the organism in Eukaryota, Metazoa, Rotifera, Eurotatoria, Adinetida, Adinetidae.